GGUGGUUGAAUGAUUUAACUAUAAACCUAUAAAAACACAGUUUGUUGUAUUCUGGUUAGUAUUGGUGUUUACUAGUAGCAAGCACAGUAAAUCAAAAUGCAUUUUAGUCUUUCAAUACUUGUUGCAGGCGCAGUAUUAACUAUUGCUGCCGCUCAGUUUCCUCAAUACCCCCCUCAAUUCCACGAAGGCCCACCACCACAGCCCUUCUCUCACCUACCCUCUCUACACAGGGGUGGUGCUCCUGGGGCUUACCAAAAUCGACCACCACCCCAUUUCAACCCUUUCGGUAACAUUUACAACCCCGAAGGGCAGAAACUAACCUGCCGGAUGGUGUGCGCCCCAUCUGAAGUCGAUGACGUCGAAACGGUCAAGAAACCAGAGAAAAAGAAUGACAGCGACGAGAAUAAGUUAGACAAUAACGAAUGAGUUGUUGAUUAUUGAAAUUAUUUCUAAUGAAAAUAAAUACAAUUUCUUUUGAGUA
This is a messenger RNA of Sitophilus oryzae (rice weevil), 481 nucleotides long. RefSeq lists its product as uncharacterized. NCBI's taxonomy places the organism in Eukaryota, Metazoa, Arthropoda, Insecta, Coleoptera, Curculionidae. The record is from RefSeq and is a predicted model, not a curated record. The coding region runs from base 97 to 426 and encodes 109 amino acids. The transcript is spliced from 2 exons.